AUGAGAAGAGGAAUUCUUGCGGUGUCCAAUGAGAAGAUUAUAGAGGAGGAGAAGAAAUCCAUGGAUGAGACAACAAGGGAAUUACCACCUGUUGAUGAAGCAUGUUCCUGCUCGCCGAGAGGCGUCCUGGAGAUGGACAUCUCCACCCCCACCGGCAAGGAUUCCAACAACAACAGCAUCGUGUUGGCCGCCGCCGAUGGAGGAGGAGAAGGAGGGGAGGUGGUGGUUACUGACAACAGUCUCAUAACAUUGGGACUAGUGGAUAAACUUGCCGGAGGGAAUCCCUUACACCUCAAGAGGCUUUUUGAGACCCCUAAGAUGAAAUCUGUCAGGAAGUUCACCACCAUUCCCUUGUUGGCCGGAUACGAACUCUCCAAGAAUCUUAAGAAGAAAACUGGCAGGAAUCGAAGCACCGGCGAAACUAUUGAUUGUGGCGACUUUAUCGCCCCUAAACCGUCUUGGAGAAAUUUCAAACGUCAUGAACUCGCCGCUGCAACCGACGAUUUUAGUCCAGAGAGGAUGAUCGGAAAAGGAGGACAUGCUGAGGUGUACAAGGGGACAUUGCCGGACGGGAGCGUGGUUGCGGUGAAGAAGAUAAUAAAGAAAAAGAACGAAGAAGACGAAAAGAACGGUGAUUUCUUGUCGGAGCUUGGCAUCAUCGCUCACAUCGACCACCCUAAUGCAGCUAAGCUCAUCGGCUUCAGCAUUGACGGCGGCCUCCACCUCGUCCUCCAGUUCUCUCCCCACGGCAGCCUCGCCUCCGUCUUACACGGUUCAGAUGAGAAAGUACUAGAAUGGAGCAUAAGGUUCAAGGUGGCUCUUGGGAUUGCUGAAGGUCUUCAUUACCUUCAUUCUUCUUGCCAAAGGCGCAUUAUUCAUAGAGACAUCACUGCCUCAAACAUUUUACUCACAGAAGACUAUGAACCUCAGAUUUCCGAUUUUGGCCUUGCAAAAUGGCUUCCGGAGAAUUGGGUUCACCAUAUUGUCCAUCCCAUCGAGGGUACUUUCGGGUACAUGGCACCCGAGUAUUUCAUGCAUGGGAUUGUGGACGAGAAGACAGAUGUUUUUGCAUUCAGCGUCUUGUUGCUCGAGCUCAUAACAGGCCGUCGAGCAGUUGAUUCCAGCAUGCAAAGUCUUGUUAUGUGGGCAAAGCCUCUGCUGGAAAAGAAAUGCGUGGAUGAAUUGGCUGAUCCUCGGCUAGAAGGAAGAUACGAUGUUGAGGAAAUGUACCGUGCCAUGUCCACAGCGCUUGCCUGCCUCCAUCACUCGUCCAGCAACCGCCCCAAAAUGUCAAGGGUUGUGCAACUGCUAAAAGGAGAGGGUGGAAGCGCAGAGUUGAAACAGAAGUCCUUGGGAGGGAGGGCAAUCUUAUUAGAUGCAUGUGAUUUGGAAGACUACAACAAAGAGAGUUACCAAAAUGACCUCACCCGCCACAUGCAGCUAGUCAUGGAAUAGAUAUUUUUGGAAGGAUGGUCCGCAGCUAACCUGACCUGACCUCACCUUUCACAGCCAGAAGUUGAAGAUUAGUUUUUGCAUAAAUUCUCAGGGUUUUUUUUAGUACAGUUUCUGCCCAAAAUCAACCAAAUUGCAUUUCUCUACCUAUAUAUGAUCACUUGUUUUUCUUAUAACAUUUUUGUAUGUUAUGUAAAUCAUGUUAAUCCAGUGGAUCUUUUUCAUAUAUAAUUUAAUCAAGAAGAGACUUUUGUAUU
Molecule: messenger RNA, 1709 nt
Organism: Impatiens glandulifera
Lineage: Eukaryota; Viridiplantae; Streptophyta; Magnoliopsida; Ericales; Balsaminaceae
Product: receptor-like cytosolic serine/threonine-protein kinase RBK1
Exons: 6
Coding region: 1-1455 (484 amino acids)
Biological process (GO): protein phosphorylation
Molecular function (GO): protein kinase activity; ATP binding
Source: RefSeq, a predicted model, not a curated record